Messenger RNA from Acanthaster planci (crown-of-thorns starfish), 4774 nucleotides. It is a transcript of the gene wrn, whose product is annotated as WRN RecQ like helicase. NCBI's taxonomy places the organism in Eukaryota, Metazoa, Echinodermata, Asteroidea, Valvatida, Acanthasteridae. Gene Ontology annotation, cellular component: nucleus; nucleoplasm; cytoplasm. The record is from RefSeq and is a predicted model, not a curated record. Gene Ontology annotation, biological process: telomere maintenance; double-strand break repair via homologous recombination; DNA replication. Gene Ontology annotation, molecular function: nucleic acid binding; 3'-5' DNA helicase activity; ATP binding.
AUGGGCAAAGUACAGAAGAGCUCAUGAACCAGCUGGAGGCCCUGAAAUGCCUUGCUCAAGAUGUGCAGGCAAUGCUUCGCUACAGCACAUUCUGUCACCUCAAGACCAUUCAGAGUGGUCAAUGGCUACUGGCCCAAGCCAUGUCCUUGUUGACCAAAUUCCAAAUGCUGGCUGAAGAGGACGUCCAGCAUAGUCAUGAUGAGAUGACGACAAGGGACCGCAGUGGUUGGAAUGACCCUGAAGAAUCACCUCUUGAUGCUGCAUUAGAGGAGGAUGAAGAUGUCCUUGAGCCAACUCCAGUUAAAAUAAAGCCAGAGCCAAAAACUUUGGCAUUCAGCAAAGUUUGUCAGGAGCAAAAACAGACACUUAGUGAGAAGGAGAAACAAGAAACAGAAGAGAUGAUGGAUUUUCUGCAGAACUUUGAAGAGGGCACAGAUUUUGAUCAGGACGUGUUAGAGGAAAUUGAUGUUUCCAGCAGACAAGCCAGUGGAGAUUUGGUAAAAGACGCAGAGGAAGAGACUGUUUCUGAUGAUGGUGAAGACACCGACACAGGAGAAUAUGAUCCAUCUCUUUCACCCCCUGAUCAAAGGCACACUGAUGUUCUUAAGACAAACUUUGGACAUGCCAAGUUCAGACCCAUGCAGUGGAAAAUAAUUCACUCAGUGUUGGCCAGAAGAGAUCAGUGUGUCAUCAUGGCAACAGGUUAUGGAAAGAGUCUUUGUUACCAGUUCCCUGCAGUGUUCACUGGGGGCACCAGCCUAGUUAUCUCACCUCUCAUAUCACUCAUGGAAGACCAGGUACUAGCUCUCAGGAUUGCCAAUAUCAAGGCCUGCUUCCUUGGCUCAGCACAAACAGAAAUGGGCAAAGUUAGGCAAGAGAUUCUUAGUGGAGUAUACCGAGUUGUUUACUUGACUCCAGAAUUUGCAUCUGUAGCAGGUGACAUCUUGAAAGACUUACAACAAAGAGUUGGCAUUACGUUAGUUGCCAUUGAUGAAGCCCACUGUGUUUCACAGUGGGGUCAUGACUUCAGAUCAUGCUACAGAGCCCUGGGAAAAUUGAGAACAGUCCUGUCUGAGGUUCCAUUUAUGGCAUUGACAGCUACUGCAACCCCUCCUGUCUGCAAGGACAUUUGCACAACCUUGAGACUGAAGAACCCUCUAGUCACAUGCACAAGCUUUGAUCGUCCAAAUCUCUACCUGGAAGUUCGUCUGAAGAGUGGUAUCAGGUCUGACCUGCAGUCACUCAUGGUGGAAACUCACAAGUUUUACUAUGAGUUUGAUGGACCGACCAUUGUGUACUGUCCCACAAAGAAAGCUACAGAACAAGUCGGGGCUGUACUCAAAGACAUGGGUGUGAAAGCAUGUAUAUACCAUGCUGGACUGACUCCACAAAAGCGAAAGGAUGCCCACCACAAGUUUGUCAGGGAUGAAUUACAGUGCAUCGUUGCCACUGUUGCCUUUGGUAUGGGCAUUGACAAACCCGAUGUCAGAAACAUCAUACAUUAUGGAGCUCCUAAGGAUAUAGAGUCCUACUACCAAGAAAUUGGUCGAGCUGGCCGUGACAGUAUGGCAAGUAAUUGCUAUGUGUUCUACAGCAGAGGAGAUUUUGCCACAAGCAGAUAUUUAUUGAAAGAUAUAACCAACGAAAAGUUCCGGGCCCACAAGCUUUGCAUGAUAUCCAAAAUGGAGCAGUACCUCAGUACCACCAAAUGCAGAAGACAAGAGAUUUUGUCUCACUUUGAGAGAAAGGGAACCAGCAAGAGUACUGUUAUGAACACGGAUCAGUGCUGUGACAACUGUAAAUGCCGACUCUCAAGUGUUGGAGCUACCUUAGGAGGGAUGGCAGAGAAGGAUUACUCAAAGGAGUUGCUCCAUCUGCUCACGGCCAUUGAAGCUACAGGGGCAAGGUUUGGUAUUGCUGUCCCUGUAUUGUUCUUGAGGGGUUCGGUCAACCAGAGACUUCCAGCUCAAUGUCAGUCUCAUGGCAGCUUUGGCUGCGGGAAAUACCGGCCUGAGAAAUGGUGGAAAUCAUUUGCACGGCAAGUGAUCAGUGAAGGCUUUCUUGUUGAGAGGCAGGUCAUUGGAGGCUUUGGACCAACUGUAGAGCUGUCACCUAAAGGGCUUUGUUGGUACAAAGAAACCAUGAAAGGCAACAAUAAAUCCUUCAAGAUCAGUCCUAGUCAGGAGAUGUUGUCCUUUGAGAAAACAGUCCAGAAGCCUGCCAUCCUCCCACAAAGCAUCAAAUCACGGACCCUCCCCUCUACCCAAUUCAUUAACUGGCAGCAGGUGUCAUUUGAUGAUGAUGAAGCCAAAGCAGGACCCAGUGUGCAGGCUGCUCAGCCUAAGAUGGAUCCAAAGGAACAACAGCUGCAGGGUGUCCUGUAUUCUAAGCUGAUGAAUCUAAGAAACAGCCUUGCAUCUGAAAUAGGUGCAGCACCGUACAUGGUUGCCAACAACAAGAACCUUCAUGAUCUCGCUAUUAUCAGGCCAAGCACAAAGCAGUCCUUGCUGAAGAUUGAUGGCAUAGCAGAGGCAAGAGCAGAUAAGUUUGGACUGAGGUUCAUUGAAGCUGUUCGAGAGUUCUGUAAGGAGAAUAACCUGAAGACGGAUAAUUUCCCAUCUCAUAUCUCAGAUAGUCAAGACACUCACAGUGAGGUCUUCCAAAAGACUAGCAUCAUUCAUCACAUCUCUGAGACUGUCCAAGAAAGCUACAGUUUGUUUCAUGAGAAGAACAUGUCCCUGGCUGACAUUGCCAAGGAGCGAAAUAUCAAGGAGUCAACUGUUGGCGGCCAUCUUGCAGAUGCCAUCAGGGCUGGCUACCCUGUCAAUUUUUCCAGACUUAACAUCACUUCAGCCCUCCAAAAACAGAUCGAGGGUGUUAUUAGAGCACCACCAAUUAACUCAGACAUAAGUCAGCUGGCUCCGAUCAAAGCCCUUUUGCCUGGCUCAGUGGACUGGUACCAGCUCAAAGUGGUUGUAGCAAUUCUCCAAACCCAACAUGGUAUUCCUACAUGUAAAAGUGUCAGUGACAACAUGGACAAGACAGCCAAACCAGUACCCUGUAGGCAGUUGAGUGGCUCAUCCCGACUGGUUGGCCCCCAGCUGAUGACAUACAAGUCUCCACUGCACAAGCCCCCACUCUCAGUUACAACAAUACCUGAUCCCCCUUCCUCCAGCCCACAGAUGAGCAAUAGCAGUCCGUCACUGGAGCAGGAUGGGACCAAACGCAAACUGCCCAGCUGGUUUGAGGGAUCAGCCAAGAAGGGGAAAAUCUGUGAGGGGAACAGUAAGAAGACAAAGGGAAGCAGCUUGUUUGGAAGGCGGUGAAUGCACGACUUGAGGCAAUAGGGUUUUAUAAAAGUUUUUCUUGGAAAUGGUGCAAGUUAGCACUGUUAUACACAUUUAAUUAAUGUGCAUUGACAUGAAUCCUUAACUAUGAGGAAAUGGUUACCAUACAGUCAUUUAUUUUCAGAAAUUUAUAUUCAUGCUGGGAAUGUGACAGUUGCUACCACCUCAUGGGAAACUGUUGAGUAUCUGUCGAUCUGAAUAGGCCUUGAAAUGGGCAGGAUAUUACAUGCGUCUUGAAUGUACCCACACAAGAGUAUUAAGUUCAUAGGGCACUUACUCGCCUUGCAAAGUAAAGCCUACUGGGUAGUUCCAUGUUUGUGCACAAAACCUAUGAAAAAUGUGACUUUUUUACAGUAUUUGCAUGUCUUGGUCUGUAUUCUUUAACAGUGUAUCAGCAAAGUCGACACACUAAAUAUCUAAAUGCACAAUUAGCAAAUGAGCAUUUCAUUUUGGUCUGUGUCAAAAUGCAAACAGGUGUGCAUUGUACUGCAGAUGAGUUAGGCUGAAGCUGUUUAAUGCGUCAUACAAAUGAUAAAAAACAUGUUGUAUGUUACUUGCAUAUAUUGUUCUUGCACACUACAUCAUUCAGAACAUGCUCCAUCUUUAGUUUCAUUGUGUUCUAGGAACAUUUGCAUUAUUUUAAUUACAUGUAUGCCUGUGCCUAGGAGGCAUAAAAAUUUCUCCUCCAGAAAAUGAUGAGUUUGGGCUCUUAGAAUUUAUAGCUUUAAUUGCCCGCACUCAGUUGAAUUCACAACAGCUGAACACCUAUUAAAACUUCAUGCUACACAAUAAAUUUGUGCAUGUUCAAUCGAAAUGCUGCUCCUGAAUACGUGCAUUUCUGCCCUGUUAGUACAGUCUAUGAUCGUCAUACAUGUGAGCCAUUGUGCACACAUCUUGAGAUGUGGCAGCUCAUGUACAUGUAACAUUUAGCUUGCACUGUUUACAUGUUAAUGAAAGGCUAAAAACUCUAUUCUUAGUCGAUUCACUAAUAAUUACAAGCAAAGCAGAAAUUAUGUCUUGAAACACGAGAGGUUUAAUGUGUGGAAAUCACACUGUUUGUUGAUGAAAGUAUAGUCCCUUUCACCAUUCUGCUCAGAACAGCCACCAUAUUUGGAUCAUAGGUGUACAUUAUACUCUAGGGGUGAUUUUGAAUUGGAAAAGUUUUUGCAUGGAGAAAAUCCUUUCCUCAAAUAAAAUUUCACAUAACACUGAUCCAACUUAUUUUCCACUUUACAUCUUAUUUCAGUUUACAGUGCUAAUGGUGAAUUUCUGUCUGUAUAUUUUUGGCUGCUUUUAGGUUUACCCAUUCAUUAAUGGAGACUCCCACUACGUCUGCAAACACUACACACAAGAAAGUUGGCGCCUGUUACAGAAUGUGAUGUGUGAAUUGAAAUUAACUCUUAUACAAUGGUCAGCUGACCAUCGUG